AUGCUGCGAGGCCAGCGGCGUGGGCAGCUGGGCUGGCAUCGCCCGGCCGCGGGGCUAGGUGGUCUGAUGACUUCGUUGAUGCUGGCCUGUGCCUCCGCCGCAUCCUGUCGCGAGGCCUGCUGUCCCGUGGGCCCCUCGGGGCUGCGCUGCACCAGGGCAGGGACCCUGGAUACCCUCCGCGGCCUGCGGGGCACCGGGAACCUGACGGAGCUCUACGUGGAAAACCAGCAGCAUCUGCAACGCCUGGAGUUUGGGGACCUGCAGGGCCUGGGGGAGUUGAGAAGCCUAACCAUCGUGAAGAGUGGCCUCCGCUUUGUGGCCCCAGAUGCCUUCCAUUUCACCCCUCGGCUCAGUCACCUGACCCUGUCAGGGAACCCACUGCGCUGUUCCUGUGCCCUGUUCUGGCUCCAGCGUUGGGAGCAGGAGGGGCUGUGUGGUGUGUAUACACAGGUGCUUCAUGACUCUGGGCCUGGAGACCAGUCCCUCCCACUGGGACAUAACACCAGUUGUGGUGUACCCUUAGUGAAGAUCCAGAUGCCUAAUGACUCUGUGGAAGUGGGGGAUGACGUAUUUCUGCAGUGCCAGGUGGAGGGGCUGUCCGUACAGCAUGCUGGCUGGAUCCUCACGGAGCUGGAAGGGACAGCCACAGUGAAGAAAUCUGGAGUUCUGCCAUCCUUGGGGCUAACUCUGGUCAAUGUCACCAGUGAUCUCAACAAGAAGAAUGUGACAUGCUGGGCAGAGAAUGAUGUGGGCCGGGCCGAGGUCUCUGUCCAAGUCAGCGUCUCCUUCCCAGCCAGUGUGCACCUGGGCUUAGCGGUGGAACAGCAUCACUGGUGCAUUCCCUUCUCUGUGGACGGGCAGCCAGCACCGUCUCUGCGCUGGUUGUUCAACGGCUCUGUGCUCAAUGAGACCAGCUUCAUCUUUACUCAGUUCUUGGAGUCGGCGCUGACUAACGAGACCAUGCGGCACGGCUGCCUUCGCCUCAACCAGCCCACGCACGUCAACAAUGGGAACUACACCCUGCUGGCGGCCAAUCCCUAUGGCCAGGCUGCUGCCUCCAUCAUGGCUGCCUUUAUGGACAACCCUUUUGAGUUCAAUCCUGAGGACCCCAUCCCUGGUGUGAGAGCUACCCUGAACCCUACCCUGCUCCUGGGAGGACCUGGGUGGAGAUCCAGCAAUCCAGGGAGGUCUGGCCUCUGCCUGCCAUGACCCUGGUUCCCAGAGCUGGAGUUCUUUGUCCUGGACAGAACAGCUGGUGGCUAGCUCUGUGCUGUCUUC
Mastomys coucha (southern multimammate mouse) is the source of this 1278-nucleotide messenger RNA. RefSeq names its product high affinity nerve growth factor receptor-like. The coding region runs from base 1 to 1209 and encodes 402 amino acids. Gene Ontology annotation, biological process: protein phosphorylation; cell surface receptor protein tyrosine kinase signaling pathway. The record is from RefSeq and is a predicted model, not a curated record. Lineage: Eukaryota; Metazoa; Chordata; Mammalia; Rodentia; Muridae. Gene Ontology annotation, cellular component: plasma membrane. Gene Ontology annotation, molecular function: transmembrane receptor protein tyrosine kinase activity; protein binding; ATP binding. The transcript has 7 exons.